Lontra canadensis (Northern American river otter) is the source of this 873-nucleotide messenger RNA. RefSeq names its product FEV transcription factor, ETS family member (gene FEV). The transcript has 3 exons. Lineage: Eukaryota; Metazoa; Chordata; Mammalia; Carnivora; Mustelidae. Gene Ontology annotation, molecular function: DNA-binding transcription factor activity, RNA polymerase II-specific; sequence-specific DNA binding. Gene Ontology annotation, cellular component: nucleus. The record is from RefSeq and is a predicted model, not a curated record. The coding region runs from base 157 to 873 and encodes 238 amino acids. Gene Ontology annotation, biological process: regulation of transcription by RNA polymerase II; cell differentiation.
CGGGCAGCCCCCUCCCGCCAGGCCCUGCCGGACCCGCGCCGUCUUCUUGUCACCCGCGGUUGCCUCGGGCGGGGAUCGGUGCCCCGAGCGCAAAGCCUGACGCGUCCCCCUUUCUCAUCCCCACCCCCACCUCCCACCACCCAGUCCCUGGCGGCGAUGAGACAGAGCGGCGCCUCCCAGCCCCUGCUGAUCAACAUGUACCUGCCAGAUCCCGUCGGAGACGGUCUCUUCAAGGAAGGAAAGAGCCCCGGUUGGGGGCCGCUGAGCCCGGCUGUACAGAAAGGCAGCGGGCAGAUCCAGCUGUGGCAGUUUCUGCUGGAGCUUCUGGCGGACCGCGCCAACGCCGGCUGCAUCGCGUGGGAGGGCGGCCACGGCGAGUUCAAGCUCACGGACCCAGACGAGGUGGCGCGGCGCUGGGGCGAGCGCAAGAGCAAGCCCAACAUGAACUAUGACAAGCUGAGCCGCGCGCUGCGCUACUACUACGACAAGAACAUCAUGAGCAAGGUGCACGGCAAGCGCUACGCCUACCGCUUCGACUUCCAGGGUCUGGCCCAGGCCUGCCAGCCGCCUCCCGCGCACGCCCACGCCGCCGCCGCAGCCGCCGCCGCCGCCGCAGCCGCCCAGGACGGCGCGCUCUACAAGCUGCCUGCGGGCCUCGCCCCGCUGCCCUUCCCGGGCCUCUCCAAACUCAACCUUAUGGCCGCCUCGGCCGGCGUCGCGCCCGCGGGCUUCUCCUACUGGCCGGGCCCGGGCCCCGCCGCCACCGCCGCCGCCGCCACCGCAGCCCUCUACCCCAGCCCCGGCUUGCAGCCCCCGCCCGGGCCCUUCGGCGCGGUGGCCGCCGCCUCGCACUUGGGGGGCCACUACCACUAG